UUCCAGCUAAUGGCCUCUACUCUUUUCUCGACUGAACUGUUUUGGCUUCACAUUUGCCAGCUUCUUUUCUCACUGUUGUGGCUAAGAAGGGGACCAGCCGACGGUUUGUGAGCCACAAAGAGGAGAAACGAGCCCUUUUGGAAUUUUUUGGGUGCAUAAACAUUCGUCAGCACUUGAACAUGUCGCUCUGAAGUGCUGCUGUGGGACCAGAGGAGGAGGAGGAACAGCUACCCAGCAGCUCUGGUUUCAGACCUCUGCAACACCCUUUGUGUAUGACAAUUCAUUUUGAGCGCAGGACGGCUGGGGAGGGAGUGGGGAAGGAUGAGCACAAGCAGCCUCUCUUGGGACCAGGCUGUCCUCCAGCCUCCGGUGUGUGAUGCCUGGAAGAAGAUUAUGGAGGAAGCAGCCUACCAGCUGGCCAGCUGCAUCGUCCUCCUGGGUUACAUGGGGGGAAGUGGCAUCUUUGGGUCCCUCUAUAUCUUUGGCCUCCUGGCCCCGGGCUACUUCUGCUAUGCUCUGUGGGGCUGGCUGAGUGCUUGUGGGCUGGAUAUCUUCAUCUGGAACAUGCUGCUCGUCCUCAUCUGCUUGCUUCAGCUGGCUCACCUGGCUUACCGACUCCGCAGAAACACCAUCCCAGAAGAGUUUGACCUCCUCUACAAGACCAUGUACCUGCCCUUGCAGGUGCCCCUGGAAGUCUACAAAGAAAUCGUGAAGUGCUGUGAAGAGCAUGUCCAGUCACUAGUCAGAGACCAGAAUUACGCGGUAGAGGGCAAGACGCCCAUUGACCGCCUCUCGUUGCUGCUGUCUGGCAGGAUCCGAGUGUGCCAGGAUGGACAAUUCCUUCACUACGUCUUUCCUUACCAGUUCCUGGACUCUCCAGAAUGGGAGUCACUGCGACCCUCUGAGGAAGGAACUUUCCAGGUCACGCUAACAGCUGAGACCGAUUGCAGCUUCAUCACCUGGCCGAGGCAGAAGCUGUAUCUCCUGCUGAGGAAGGACCGCUACAUUGCCCGGCUCUUCUCCUCCCACCUGGGCUAUGACAUCUCAGAGAAGCUCUACUCCCUCAACGAGAAGCUCUUCUCCAAGUUUGGCCUGCGCUUUGACAUCCGCUUGCCCAGCCUCUACCACGUCCUUGGGCCAGCUUCCUCUGAGGGGGAGUCGGAGGACUGCGAGGAGCUGCUGCCUGCCUCUGGCCAGGCCAGUGUCUCUGAGCCCCCUCCGCAGCCGCCACCACCGCCACCACCGGCCCCGCGCCCCCGGGCAUCCCGGCCUGACAGUGAGCUGCUGGGUGAGGACUCCACCAGUCUUGUCUUGGAAGAUUUUGCUGAGUUGCCAGGGUCUUUUAUGGACUAUGUGAGCGAAGCCUCUGGAAACCUUCUCCGGAGUUCUCCUCACCCUCUCUGCAAAGGACGAGCCCCUCUGGCUCCCACUCAGACUCCUGAACUCUAGGGAACAACAGGCUGUUUUGAUCCCGAAGCCUCUGCAAGGGCACAGAUGCUCACACAGGUUUUUGGUCAGAGACACACUCUUUAGC
Molecule: messenger RNA, 1534 nt
Organism: Pipra filicauda (Wire-tailed manakin)
Lineage: Eukaryota; Metazoa; Chordata; Aves; Passeriformes; Pipridae
Gene: POPDC2
Product: popeye domain containing 2
Exons: 4
Coding region: 322-1449 (375 amino acids)
Cellular component (GO): sarcolemma
Molecular function (GO): cAMP binding
Source: RefSeq, a predicted model, not a curated record